UUGUUUUAUUAAUUCAAAUAAUAUUUGAAAUAUUAAACUGAAUAGAAUACAUUAAAAUACAUACCUAUUGUUCUACUAGAUAUGAUUGACAUAAAGCAAAACAAAAAGCCAUUCAUAAGAUAAUUUGAUAAUUAUGAUAAGAUUUAUGGAUAAAGAAAUCAUAGAAAUUACUCCUGUCUUUAACCCACUCUUUAUAGAGAAAAUAUAACUAAAGUUGAUUAUGAUUCUGAAAAAUUGUAUGAUAAAAAUUUAAUACAGAAAUACCUGCCACCUCAGGAAGAAAAAUAAGUUCCCUAAUAGAGUUAUAGUGAAUUGUUAGAGCUUAUGAUUAAAAAUAAUGCCUUAAUUGAAUAAGAAAAACAAUAAAAAUAUUUAAAAUAAGUUUAAUAGAAAAGAAAAGAAGUAAAGAUCACUAAAAAGAAAUCAUAGAAGCCAAAUUACAUCGUUAUGUUUGAAACAUUUAAUAAAUGCAAUCAUUAAAUCGAAACAAAUUGUAAAGCCUGUUCAGAUAUUAAAUUUAGUUCAAAAACAAUUAGAAAUAAGAGUGCAGCACCUGCAACUAGGCAAACAGAUUUAGUCAAAACUUUACUUUAAAAUAAAAUGAAAGGAAAAUUAUGA
Molecule: messenger RNA, 618 nt
Organism: Tetrahymena thermophila SB210
Lineage: Eukaryota; Ciliophora; Oligohymenophorea; Hymenostomatida; Tetrahymenidae
Exons: 4
Source: RefSeq, a predicted model, not a curated record